AUGCUGGCUGUGUCAGUAUCACUAUAUAUGUGCAGUUGCCUGCUGGGCCUGGUUAUAUCCUUCUUUCUCAAUUACGGAGUGCCCAGGAUGGAAACUGCUCUACCCUUUCUGGAAGACAGAGUGUGGCUGUGCUUCACAGAGUUGUGGCUGGAGACAGAAGCGGCAGCCUCCGUAGGCUGUUUGUAGCCAGCCUGGGGGUGAAAAGGAAAGUCUUUCAUGCUCCUAAAGGCACAGGAAGAUGGAAGGACGGAGGGUAGGCCAAGCCCUCAGGCUCUUCCGAAACCGGUUACCUGGACUCCGAGCAGGAACCCCCCAGGACAAUGCAGGAGAAGCUACCAAGGAAACAGAAAGGACCCAGGACCAUUCUCUAUCCAGCUUUGCUGGGGGACAGCACUUCUUUGAAUACCUUCUAGUGGUUUCUCUGAAAAAAAAGCAUUCAGGGGAUGACUAUGAGCCCACCAUUACCUACCAGUUUCCUAAGCGAGAGAACCUGCUUCGGGGUCAGCAGGAGGAGGAAGAGCGACUGCUCAAAGCCAUCCCUUUGUUCUGUUUCCCAGAUGGGAAUGAGUGGGCACCACUCACCGAGUAUCCCAGGGAGACCUUCUCCUUUGUCCUGACCAACGUGGAUGGGAGCAGGAAGAUUGGCUACUGCCGGCGCCUCUUGCCCACAGGCCCUGGUCCUCGCCUUCCCAAAGUGUACUGCAUCAUCAGCUGCACCGGCUCCUUCGGCUUGUUUGCCAAGAUCCUGGAUGAAGUGGAGAAGAGGCAUCAGAUCUCUAUGGCCGUCAUCUACCCGUUCAUGCAGGGCCUCCGAGAGGCUGCCUUCCCUGCGCCUGGAAAGACUGUUACCCUCAAGAGCUUUAUCCCUGACUCAGGCACAGAGUUCAUCUCACUGACUCGGCCCCUGGAUUCCCACCUUGAACAUGUGGAUUUUAGUUCUCUGUUGGACUGCCUCAGUUUUGAGCAGAUUAUUCAGAUCUUCGCUUCUGCUGUGCUGGAGAGAAAAAUCAUCUUCCUGGCAGAAGGUCUCAGCACUCUGUCUCAGUGCAUCCAUGCUGCUGCUGCGCUGCUCUACCCCUUCAGCUGGGCACACACCUACAUCCCUGUCGUCCCAGAGAGUCUUCUGGCCACUGUCUGCUGCCCUACCCCCUUCAUGGUUGGAGUACAAAUGCGCUUCCGGCAGGAGGUGAUGGACAGCCCCAUGGAAGAGGUGCUGCUGGUGGAUCUUUGUGAAGGAGUCUUCUUAUUGUCGGUUGGUGAUGAAAAAGACAUCUUACCGCCGAAGCUUCAGGAUGACAUCUUAGCCUCUCUUGGCCAGGGGAUCAAUGAGUUAAAGACUUCAGAACAAAUCAACGAACAUGUUUCAGGCCCUUUUGUGCAGUUUUUUGUCAAAACUGUUGGUCACUAUGCUUCCUAUAUCAAGCGGGAGACCAAUGGGCAAGGCCACUUCCAAGAACGGGCCUUCUAUAAGGCUCUGAAUUCCAAGACAAACCGGCGAUUUGUGAAGAAGUUUGUGAAGACUCAGCUCUUCUCUCUUUUCAUUCAGGAAGCUGAGAAGAGCAGGCAUCCUCCUGCAGGUUAUUUCCAACAGAAAAUACUUGAAUAUGAAGAACGAAAGAAACAGAAGAAACCCAGGGAAAAGACUGUGAAAUAACAGCGAUGGGGAGGAAGACAAGCUAGACCCGCAGGCUUGUUCAGCACUUUGGCACUGCCAGUGUGGUAGGAUGGUGGAGCUCUCAGCCCCAGAACCCACAGCCUCCUUCCGAGUCCUGGUGACCAGUUCUUGCUGGAACCUGGUGUGUAUUUUGGGAUCUUUGUUGACAGCUUUGGAAGGACUUUGAAGGCCUGACCUCAAGUUCACAAAACUGGACUAAAGCUGCUUUAUUUUUUAUUUUUGCAGAGGUGACAGUGAGAAACAGUAGUGCAGGUGUUGUAGGUGCUUGGUUAGAAGCUGCUACAACUGCCAUCUCCUAGGAACCACUAUUAAGAAAUUCUCAACAGAAAAAGCUGUUGGAGCCCAAAGGCUUCAAAAGCCAUAGACAUUCAAGGUGAUAAUAAAGAUGAAAAUUUUAUUGUUU
Messenger RNA from Dipodomys spectabilis (banner-tailed kangaroo rat), 2078 nucleotides. RefSeq names its product DENN domain containing 2D (gene Dennd2d). NCBI's taxonomy places the organism in Eukaryota, Metazoa, Chordata, Mammalia, Rodentia, Heteromyidae. The transcript is spliced from 12 exons. Gene Ontology annotation, cellular component: nucleoplasm; cytosol. The record is from RefSeq and is a predicted model, not a curated record. The coding region runs from base 239 to 1654 and encodes 471 amino acids.